Molecule: messenger RNA, 1407 nt
Organism: Gracilinanus agilis (Agile Gracile Mouse Opossum)
Lineage: Eukaryota; Metazoa; Chordata; Mammalia; Didelphimorphia; Didelphidae
Gene: LRRC74A
Product: leucine rich repeat containing 74A
Exons: 13
Coding region: 1-1407 (468 amino acids)
Molecular function (GO): protein binding; calcium ion binding
Source: RefSeq, a predicted model, not a curated record
AUGGACUAUGAUGAUGAUGAUUUUGAUGAUUUUCUUGAACUUAAGCAAGAUGAGGCUAAAGAAGCGAACGAAGAGAGUGACUCUAAUGAAGAAGAAAUCAUCUGUGAGGCAGAUACUUCUCCUGUCCAUGAAAAAAGUAAAUCCAAACCUGAGAGCUAUGAAACAGACCUUGAACUGGAAGACCCGGAGAAGUUUUUUACUACAGGACAAGAAGAACUAUAUCGAGAAGCCUGCAAGCUUGUAGGAGUGAUUCCUGCCUCCUACUUUAUCAGAAACAUGGAUGAAACCCACAUGAACCUCAAUCAUCAUGGGCUGGGGCCUAAGGGAUGCAAAGCCAUUGCCAUUGCCCUAGUGUCCAAUACAAGUAUUACUCGCCUGGAUUUAGAAGACAACUGGAUCUUAGAAGAAGGUGCCUUGUCCCUGAUGCAGAUGCUGCAUGAGAACUACUAUAUUCAAGAAUUGAAUGUCUCCGACAAUCACUUGGAUUCCAAAGGGGCCCAAAUUAUCACAGAUUUUCUCUCAGAAAAUACUUCUUCACUCUGGUCCAUUCAGCUUGCAGGGAAUGACUUCAAGGAUGACACGGCUGCAAUGUUCUGCAAUGCACUUACGGCUAAUUACCGAAUCAAGGUCUUGGAUCUCAGUCACAAUUUAUUUUCUGAGAAAGGAGGAGAGCUAUUGGGACAAAUGCUGGUCCUCAAUGAAGGUCUGCAGACACUGGACCUCAGCUGGAAUCAACUGCACUUGAAAGGGGCUGUGGCCUUGAGUAACAGUCUCCGGGUUAAUAUCACACUGAAGACUUUGAACCUUUCCUGGAAUGGCUUUGGUAAUGAAGGUGCUCAGGCCUUAGGGGAGGCACUCAAAAUCAAUGCUACUCUGGCCCAACUGGAUAUCAGCAGCAACCAUAUAUACAAUGAUGGGGCCAUCAAGCUGGGCAAGGGACUAGAGCUCAAUGAAACCCUCAGAAUUUUGAAGAUGUCCCAAAAUCCUGUGACUGUGGAUGGAGCACUUGCAAUGAUCUUGUCUGUCAAGAAGAACCCCAAAAGCAGGUUGGAGGACAUCGACAUCUCAAAUGUCUUAGUGACUGAAGGAUUUGUGAAACAACUAGAAGGAGUCUUUGCUGUUCAUCCUGAGCUAGAUGUGCUCUAUGGUGAAGUGACAGGCACCAUCAGCAAAACUGUCUCAUUACCAAUUGCCUUCAAAGUGAUCAAGGCUUACGUGGAACAAAACAAAACCAACAUGUUUGAAUUCUUCAAGUCCAUAAAUCAUCUUGGAACACCGAAGAUGCCUGUGGCAGAAUUCCGGAAAGCCUUGACAUUACAAAACAAGGUCCAUUUGAACAGACCACAAAUCAGAGAAUUAAUCAAGAAACUAGAUCCGGAUGAAACAGGGAUAAUAGACUACAGGUGA